Molecule: messenger RNA, 321 nt
Organism: Prorocentrum cordatum
Lineage: Eukaryota; Dinophyceae; Prorocentrales; Prorocentraceae
Source: the annotation of a GenBank genome assembly
AUGCGCAGGCGGGUUCAGCAGCUUGGCAUUGCGUACAAGUUCGUGCGUCAGCCUACGGAUCAAUGGGAGGAGGCGUUGCUUCCACCUUCGAGUGCGAGCUUGCUGCUGCAUAUCCGGAUCGGCUACGUCUUCCUUGCGUUCAGUCUCCCAGCGAUUCUAGGCGCCCUCCUCUGCCCUUCUCUGCGACGCGAGGCCCCAGGUGGUAAGGCGCUCAACAGAGACGCUGCCCCUUCCGUCAUGCCGCAGGUGGAGCUGUCGUCGGCUGUGCCUCUCGUCCUCGAGCAGGCAGAGGGCCGGUAUGACUCACGGCUGAUGGCAUAG